AUGUUACUUACCCUCAACCAGCACAACCAGCAGACCGAUGCGGGAGACCCUUCUGAUAGCUCGGCCAUACUGAGCUCCAAUCCACCCUCGCUGCUUUCAUCGUGCUCUGAGUCCUCAUCUGAAAUUGCUCUUGCCCAGGUUGUUUCCCCCAUGGAAUCUUCCUCAAGAGAUCUUCCUCCACCGUCUGCCCUGCCUCGCAUGCCUGCAGCAAUGCCCACUCCGUUACCCCCGCCGCCAUCGCAGUGGCAAGGAACUGAGCCCAUGCAGCAAUGGUUGCGGGCAAAAGCUGAGGAGGAUCGUCGCAGUCAAGAGGAAGAGAAGACCAGACAGGAGACGUUACGAUUGGAGCAGCGCAAGAUUGAACAGACGAUCUUGGCCGAUUCUUUGCGUGCAGGUGUACCUCCUCAUUUGAUUCCGCUGAUGUUCGCCGUGUCAGCAACGGAUUCCCAAGGGGACUUUCGUCGUACUCAUUCGGGUGCCGGCCUGUAUCCCUAUCCUCCAGUUGUGAAGAUGCCGCCAGCAGGAAAUAGUGGUGCUAGACCUCCGGCAAACUCCCAAGUUCCACUUCCUUUGCCUGCUCAGCCACGCCCCGUCGACAUGCAGCCUCAAGUCAUGCCCAAUCUUGCUUCUCCACAUAUGCCUCCACAUCCGCCUCAAGUCAUACCCACUUCUGUCCGACAGGAUUCACGGACCAGUCGACCUGCACCUCCUAUCUCUUUCCAUCAUUGGGUUCCUCCAGGUCUACCGCAGCCUACGUCUCAGCUUCAUCCUCAAGCAACACCUACCCAAAACCAGACAGCGGAACCAACUAUGCCCCCUGAGCCUACAGCUCAGGCCCAAGAUAGCUCCCCAAUUCGCAAAAGGAAAUCCCAAAACACCCACUCUCCAGUUGCUCCUCCCUCUGCUCGUAUGUCUGAGUCAGCUGGACGGGCUAUGCGAUCUGGUGCACAGAGCCCAGUCGCUGGUGAACCGGGCCAGCAUGAGCGACAAAGUGAAGUUUCUCGCGAACUUGUCACUGAAGUAGACCCUAUUGGUCAUCGACGCUUGUCCACGCCGCAGAUCAGCCCUAGGUCUCAGCGAGGGUCUGUCUGGAAUUCCCAACGCAAUUCACGCUCUCGAAGCCCCGAGAGAGACUUCCAGCACCCACCGCCAUCCCAAAAUCAGGCUGAGACGUCGGAUAUGGAAAUCUCAUCGGAACAGGACACGGGAUCUGGUGGAGCGACUGGAAACAAACCCUAG
Penicillium pulvis is the source of this 1239-nucleotide messenger RNA. RefSeq lists its product as uncharacterized. Bases 1 to 1239 code for a protein of 412 amino acids. Lineage: Eukaryota; Fungi; Ascomycota; Eurotiomycetes; Eurotiales; Aspergillaceae. The record is from RefSeq and is a predicted model, not a curated record. The transcript is spliced from 2 exons.